This is a messenger RNA of Lactuca virosa, 777 nucleotides long. Lineage: Eukaryota; Viridiplantae; Streptophyta; Magnoliopsida; Asterales; Asteraceae. The record is from the annotation of a GenBank genome assembly.
AUGGCUUCAUCACAAUGUCCCACUGAUCGAAACUUCAUUGUAGUGGAUUUCCACUACAAUGGAACGUUUGCACCCAACCCAUUAGUAUACUUUGAUCCCGACAGACAAUCAGUAGGAGAUGUUGACUUCAGUGCAUUUGAGUACGAGGAGUUCAUGGAAUUCCUUCAAAAGCUCACCAGAACUAGAAGCAAAGAUAUCUACUUCUGCCUUCCACAAGAGUCUUUAAGUCAUGGAAUUCAUACACUGGUGAAUGACGUGUAUGUGGACCACUAUAAUGAACCAAUCUUCGAACGGAUUGAGGAAGAGGAAAAUGAAGAUCAAGACUACAGCUGUGAAGAGGAUGAAGACUCGGUAUUGUCGAACACUUAUUAUGUUGACCAUGAAGAAGAUGAUGCUGAAUAUCCAUUCCCAGCCAAUAAAACCAUGGGUGACAGAUCAAAAGAUGAUGAUCUCGGGAAACAUAAUGUCACUUCAAAUGGUUAUUAUCAUUGGUCAUUUUGUGAUAGACUUGAUAGCACAACAACAUUUGAUGCUGAGUUUUGGUGGGGUCAAUCAUAUGAUUGCUUGGAAGCGUUUGCUAAACUUGCGCGAAGAACGUGCGAUAGGUUUGGAGGGAUUGGAUUUCGUGUUGUUUAUUGUUAUUGGCAAUUAAGAUCUGAUGGAUUUUAUAUAUCUCCGGUGAAUGUAUCAUUCCCUAAUCCAUCAUGGGCGUUUUCUAAACCUUGGGGUUCAGGUGGAACGCUUUGUAGUACGCAUAUAGUAUCGAAUAAAGCAUGA